AUGGCUGGUUUCAGGACUAUCUUUGGUCGCCAGUCCGCCGAAGAUGUUGUUACCACGGUCAAUGUGAACUCCCAGGAGUCUAAGACUGCGUAUGAUCAGAAGGCUACCGAUGUUUCUGAUAAUGCUAGCUCGGAGGCCAACGAGGCCAACGAGAAGGGUGCGGUUGAUACCCAGAACCCUGUUCCCGAGACGCAAGGCCCUUCCUUUGAGACCCCGGAUGAGAAUACUCAGCGGGGUGUUGCGGAUAUGGAGGCCAUGACCCAGACUUGGUCGCGUCGGUCGCUAAUUGCGGUUUUUCUCAACAUCUGGCUCCUGUACUUCAUUAAUGCUUUCCAGAGCUCCGUCUUGAGCAACUUGAUUCCCUACGUGACCAGUGACUGGGAUUCCCACUCUUUGCUGAGUGUUAUCUACGUUGUCGCUGAUGCUAUAACUGCUGCUUGCUAUGUUCCCCUCGGUAAAAUCAUGGAUAUCUGGGGUCGUGCUGAGGGUUUUGCCUUCAUGAUCUUCUGCGCUACCAUCGGUCUGAUCAUGAUGGCGGCUUGCAACAACUUGCCCACCUUCUGUGCUGCCUAUGUGUUUUACAGUCUCGGUACCAGUGGUAUGACCUAUACUGUUGACGUCUUGACGGCCGAUGCGUCCAUGCUCAAGAGUCGAGGUCUUGCAUACGCUUUCACUUCCUCCCCCUACAUCAUCACUGCUUUCGGUGGUGCGAAGGCUGCCAAUGACAUUCUCGACCAGAUUGGUUUGAAGUGGGGAUUCGGUGUUUUCGCCAUCAUUUUCCCCAUCGUCGCUGCCCCUCUAUACUUCAUCCUCAAGUAUAACCUGCGGAAGGCUGUCAAGGCCGGCCAUGUGGUCAAGGAGUCCAGCGGCCGCACUCUUCCCCAGAGCAUUUGGUUCUACAUUGUUGAGCUUGAUGCCCUCGGUCUCCUCCUCUUCUCCGCCGGUCUUGUCCUCUUCUUCCUACCCUUCGACAUUGCUGGCAGUGCCCCGAACAGCUGGGACACUCCCUACAUUAUCGCUAUGAUCUGCGUCGGUUUCGUCUUGCUCUUCGUCUUCCUCAUCUACGAGUGGAAAUUCGCUCCUAAGCGUCUGUUCGAGUUCGGCUUCCUGUGGGACCGCACUGUGCUCGGUGCCUGUUUGCUAGACGCUACCUACCAACUCUGCUACUACUGCUGGGACUACUAUUUCACUUCCUUCCUGCAGGUCGUCAACGACGUCAGCGUCGCCGAAGCCGGAUACAUCAGCAGCAUCUUCGAUAUUGUCUCCGGUGUCCUGCUCAUCGGUGUCGGUUUCCUGAUCCGCCGCACCGGCCGCUUCAAGUGGCUACUCUGGGUUGCCGUGCCGCUCUACAUCUUCGCCCAGGGUCUGAUGAUCUACUUCCGUCGCCCCAACCAGUCCGUCGGAUACCUCGUCAUGUGCCAAGUCUUCAUCUCCAUCGGUGGUGCAGUAUUCAUCAUCGUCGAGCAGCUUGCUAUCCUAGCUGCUGUCGACCACCAGCAUGUCGCCGCCGUCCUGGGUCUGCUAAACGUCGUCGGUACCGUCGGUGAUGCUAUGGGUGCCACCAUCUCCGGAGUUAUCUGGCAGAACACCUACCCCAACGCACUUCGAAGACUUCUGCCCGAUAGUGCGAUGUCCAACUUCGAGAACAUCUACGAGGAUCUCAACACCCAGCUUAGCUACCCCGUUGGCAGUGUUACCCGCAUUGCUAUCCAGGAUGCUUAUGCUUAUGCUCAGACUCGCAUGUUGGCAGUCGGAACUGGUGUCUUUGCUCUUGCGUUCAUCUGGACUAUGAUGAUCCGUAACAUUGACCUGAAGUCUGUGCCCCAGGUCAAGGGAAUGGUCUUUUAA
Messenger RNA from Penicillium odoratum, 1848 nucleotides. It is a transcript of the gene mirD, whose product is annotated as putative MFS siderophore iron transporter. The transcript has 4 exons. The record is from RefSeq and is a predicted model, not a curated record. Gene Ontology annotation, molecular function: transmembrane transporter activity. Gene Ontology annotation, biological process: transmembrane transport. Lineage: Eukaryota; Fungi; Ascomycota; Eurotiomycetes; Eurotiales; Aspergillaceae. Bases 1 to 1848 code for a protein of 615 amino acids.